Porites lobata is the source of this 7661-nucleotide messenger RNA. The record is from the annotation of a GenBank genome assembly. NCBI's taxonomy places the organism in Eukaryota, Metazoa, Cnidaria, Anthozoa, Scleractinia, Poritidae.
UUAGGUCUUCCAGUUGACAGGGAACUUUUUCGUGUUAAAAGAAAACGAGAAACAGAACGUGAAAUUGAUGAGGAUUUUGUUCAUAAAGUUCGAAGAUCACAGGAUGAAAGAGAAACUGAGAUGAGACACAAACGACGUUUUUUCGCCCCAGAGACAACGGAACACAAAACAAAAGUUUUCACAACAAAAAUGGAAGCAAGAUCUUCUCGUUCUUCCCGUGAGGAUAAUGACAUCACAGCGAGGCGGCCCGAGAGGUUUCGAAUUCGCAAGAGAAGCCCGGAUGAAGAUGAAAGCUCCUCGGUUACUGGGGAAACUUCCGGUGCCGCCGAACAACCAGGACAAAAAUACACCACAUCCGGAUCUGGAUUAUGGAGAUAUAUUACAAAUAAACAUGCGCCACUAAUAAAGCCGUUUAAACAAACCGAAAAACGAAGUAUGAGCACAAAUUCACUAGGAAGUCUCUUAUCUGCUCUCAAAGCGAUCAGCUCUCUUACUCCAGAUGAACAGGACACUUCCGGUCAGGAAGUUGGCUCUUCGGGUUCUGGGUUGUGGCCUUCACAGGAAAAGGAAGUAGAUGAUGAUAAGUUGCCGAAGUUUUUUGAGGAAGAGAAGAGUUCAGGAAGUGGAGACAACCCCGAAGAAGCUCUGAGUAUGAUAAACGAAGCGGCAGAAAGGGAACUGAACAGUAAGGUGGAGGAUUCAAGCAUCGAGGACAUGCAACAUGAAACUGGCGAGAAACUAUUCCGAAGAGAACUACAAAGAGAUUCGCUAGAAGAUGAUUUAAUGGCAGCUGUUGAGAACAUGAAGUUAAUUCAUGAUUCUGACCAAGAUGAGGGAUCUAGUGGAUCCUUAGGGUCUACAAUGCACGCUGAUGAGGACGAAGGUACUGGGAAAGGAGAAGAAAGUGAAAUAUCGGGCCAAACGGAAGAAGACCAUUUUGGAGGAAGACCGGCCGUUGAAACUAGACCGGAAGUGACGUCUCAAUCGCAAGCCAAGUCUGUAAGGUCAAUAACUGAUGUGAUAUUCCCGGAUUCAUUUUAUCGCAAGAAGAGAUCCUCUGAAGAAAACUCUUUUCUAGUUUCCGAGAAUAACCCAGGAGAUAAUGACGCAUUAAAAAGCGACAGUCUUGUGGCGCGGUUUUACCGCGACCAGGACGCACACGCGGACGAACCGGAAACCAUUGAUCUUUCUGCGGCAUCCCUUUCUAGCGAGACCAAAAAACAAGCCAAACAAGUAAAGCGAGAAACCUACUACCAACAUUCAGGAGACUAUUCGGAGCCACGCGUGGUGUAUACGCGUGAGAUAAGGAAUGCUCCAGAGGCCAUCAUAGAGCGACCGGCGAUUUACUCGCAUAACUACGAUGAACGUGAAAUGGAUUCGAGCUUUGGUGGCGAUGAUGACGAUGACGAGGCGACUUUAACGAUUCAUGAAAGAGAGAUCAGAGAAGAUGGUAGGUGAAUUAAAACAUUUCUUAAUGAUUCUACUGUUACUCAACUCCUAAGUCAAGAGAAACAAGUAUAAACGCAACAGAAUUUUUUUUAUAAGGCAAGGUUGGCACCAGGUUUUAAAAAUCAGUAUUUCUGCAUGUUAUGUUAGUUUUGUUUGAAUGUUUAUAUAUCCCUAAAACCUACAUUGUACAUGUACCUUUAAGGCGGAAGUGCAGUUUCAAAAUUCCUCAAAAAAGCAGAGUUAAUAUAGCCUAACACUAUUAGAACAACUAAGCUUCACUGGAUAACCAAGGUUUAUCAGUCUCUUUCCUGGUGUACUAGCCUCACGGCUUUUUGCGGACCAGUUUGCUGCCUUCCAUAGCCAAUACUGUACAGACAAUGGCUUGCCAUUACAGCUAAACGCUUUCAUUUUCCUCUCAAUUAGGAUAUGUUGGUUGCUUUGAAGAUAAGUCUCCAGACCGAGACCUUCCCACUGUGCUCUCAGUUCCCCACCUUACCCCUGACUCGUGCCGCAGCGCGUGUCAAGGCGCUGGUCACGCUUAUGCCGGAGUGCAGUAUGGAUAUUUGUGUCGGUGUGGUAAUUCUUAUGGAAAGUAUACCAAGGUCCCGGAUGAUGAAUGUAAUGCUUUGUGUUCGGGAGACAAGGCACAAAAAUGCGGUGGAUUUUGGAGAAGUGCUAUUUUCACCACUGGUAGGUCAUACAAUCCUUUUAGACAUUUAAUUAGCUAUACUAGCAAUAACCUGAGGUUAGGAAGUGCGGCCGACAACGAUCAAAGGUUAAAACGCUUUUUCUCCAAGGCUGUGCUUUGCGUAUGUUUCACGUGAUAGAAGGUCAAACCACGAGUGAUCAGAUUACGAGUGAGGGAAGGUCCAAAACCGCGCGUGAACAGAUUGCAUUCUUUAAAUUCCAAUCAAUCUUAGUCGAAGUCGAAACGAAGCUGCAAUAUGGCUACAUACGUGCUGUGCAAGCGUAAUUGCAAACUGUAGACUAGUAAUAACCAAAGGUUAGGGAGUGCGGGCAACAACGAUCGAGGGUGCAAACGCUUUUACUUUAUCGAUGUGCUUUGCGCAAGUUUCACCUGACAGAUGGUCAAAACAUGCGUGAUCAGAUUACGACUAGUGGAAGGUCGAGACGCUAGUGACCAAAUUGCGUUCUGUGAAUUCCAUUCAUUCUUAGUGGAAGUCCAAACGAAUGCUGGCUACAUACAUGCGACGCAUGCGUAAUAACAACCUAGAGAUUAGGAUUGCGGGCCCCUCUAGUCGCUCGCAAUUAGGAUUGCGGGCUCCCCUUGUCGUCCGCUAAAACAAUGUAAGAUGUAUCGGCUCCCGACUAACUACACCUUCCCAAAAAUAUCUCAUUUUUGUCUCCAUCUUUUGUUUCUUAAACAGCCGGUGCAAUGCAACCUUCAAAGCGGGGAAACUUCUUCCAUAUUGACAGCGUUGAGCCUAUAACCGAAGGUACAGAAAUUUCUAUUACUCUUUCCCUCGUCUAGCAAACCUUUACCAUAAAAUUGUCAUACUUACACUAGAUUGUCUACAUGACGUAAUAAACACGUUGGUACUGACAGGCAAUUUAUGAACACAAGCAAAAAAGCCGCUUCCUUUGAGAACAUUACUUCUGCAAUCACUAACAAAGGCGACUCAGAAAACAAAAAAAAACAAGCAAACAAAGAAACAACAACAACAACAACAACAAAAUCCGAGUUCAUCCAACAGGAUUCACAACUAUGACCCUGUGGUUUACGAAUGCAGAUCGUUCUUCUAUGACAAGGCGCGACGAUAGCGCCGGCGUAAACUGGCUUCAGAUCAUUCAUACAGGGCAGCAAAGAAAAAUGGCGUUUUUGCACUCUAAUUUGUGAAGAAAACAUGAAAAGAAUAGUUGUUAGACACAAAAGUUACGAAUGUUUGGGCCUUAUGUUGUAUACGAUCGUUUCCAACCUGUUAUUAUGCAUCUGGUGACGGUAUCAUCAUUUUCACAGCGAAUCCAUUUUUGGUUCGAGACUUUCAUUCCCUGCAGGUACUGCACACAAAAUAAGGUAUGGCGAAAACGUAGUGUUCCGAGUGCCGGAUUGCAACAAACAUUUAUUCCCCUGGAUUUAUUUCCUCUUUAUUGUUCAGAUAUCUUCGAAACGCCACGCAGUGAGAUCUCCUCAGGUGACGAUCAUUCCGGGGAGACAUCCAUAACAGUGAAAGCCUCCGACGAACCAGCGCGCAAUGAGGCAACUAGCCAAUCAGAAUCAUCCGGAGCUUCUACGCUGGAAAUACACCGUGACACGUCCUUUCAGGAGUCCCCGUUGACUUCAGUCUCUGGGAUAAGCGUGGAAGAAGCCCCGAUGCCAUUACAUCCUGAGCAGUAUGCCCUGAAGGACGACACAGUAGCACAGGUGCUAUCUGCUGAAAUUACCAAAGACGACGAGACGGCUGCUAAGCGUGCAGACACUGGCACUAUUCAUCAACAAGUAAUUGGGCACUUAGACUCGACCAAUAAGGAGACACCAGAGGAGCACGAUAACCAGCCCAAACAAACGCCUCAGGGUACCCAUGGGAGUCAGUUCAUGUAUUUGCAUCAGCAACGACACAUCGCGUCCACACCAACUUCAAAAGGCCAUAUCGCAGUACAGCCUUCAAAAGUGGACGCUGGUAGUAAGUCUCCAAAGACAUGUAUAUAUCACGUUUUUGGAUAAAUUUCUGUCUUUUCGAUCUGAUUUCAAACCCUUGUGGCCUUUUGCUGAAAUCAAUAUCACGAGAAGCAGAGCGAACGAAACUUAUAAUUGUGAUGAAGAAAUGCUAAAGGACUAAAAAAUCCUUACUAUUCGGGCUAGAAUCGGUAUUUUUUGGACCACUUUCAGUCAUUUGGAUUAAUAAGAGAUAAAAAUUAUUGAACUUUGCAUAGCUCACCAAUAGUGCUUGGAAAUUUGUCAAUAAGAUUGACUUCAGAGUAUAAUGAUAAGCGAAUCACAGUAAAUCUUGACAUUUUUGCGGCCAAUGUCGUCUCAUGUAAUCUGAAUCUUAUUUUCUUCUUGUUAUUUUUCUGGUUUAGCUGUAAUGUAUACAGGAACGAUUAAACUGAAACAGAGCUGGCUGGAUCAGUUUGAGGACGCAAAUAGCGCGGACUCCAAAAUUUUGUCAGGAAAUAUUGUGCAAGCGGUAAGUGUUUAUUAACCCAUGCAACGGGAUUAUUACCUGUAAGACAGAACACAGGAAUCCGGGAGGUUUUUGCUCAUGGAAUUCGAGAAAUUUUGAAUCAGAGGACUGUUUUCCUUUUGGAAACCGGAAUCCUGAGUUUUGGAAUCCGGAAUACAACUCAAGAAAUACGGAUCCCACUAACGAAUGGAAUCCAGAAUCCAAGCUCCGCGGACAAAGAUUCCGGUACCCAUUACCUGGAAUCCGGAAUCCAUGGCGUGGAAUCCAGAAUCCAAGACUGUCCUAAAAUUCCUUACAUGGAACGAGGAGAUGCAACCUCUUGUCAUCCCCACGUAAGGAAAGGAAGGGGGGAAGGUGGGAAAUUACGCAACAAUGCUUCGCAUAAUUAUAUCGAAAAUAUUUCGCAAUAGAAAAAAAGGGUUAAAGGGAGGAAACAAAGAAAUUCCACACCGAUGGAGUGUCACUAGCAGAUCUGGGUAGUGGUUCCGAUUGGUCGAACCGAUAGGGAAAUUUGCUUCAACUAAUCAGAAGCACAACCCAGAUCUGGAAAGUGGCGUCAUCAGUAUGGAAUUUCUGCGAUCGUUCCUCAGACGUUAAUUCGCGGGGAAACCAGUGAUCGUCUAGCGAAAUGUGCACUCUCUUCUUAGGCUAGUCACCCAUUUAAAACGGACAUUAUCUAUGGUCCACUCGUGGUUCGACUGUACGCGGCGUAUGUCUUACUACUGACACACACUGCUGCUUUGACUAAAAAUCAAAGCAAGGUCCGAGCUUGAUUGUGCCUUUCCACCCCUUUUUCUCGAACUUCCAACUUUACUAACUAUAUUAUUGUAUCUGCAAUGUUGUUUUAAAUUAAAUUUGUUCUUAUUUCGCAGUUUAAACGAAUAUUCAAAAACGAGCCGAAGUUUGUUAACGCUGAAGUUGUGGGGCUCAGGUAACAACCAUUAAGAAGUAUUUACUUAUUUUGAUCAAGAUGGUGAUGAUGACGAAGGUGAUGACGAUGAUGUUGAUGACUUUUAAGGCUCCAACUAAAAAGCUUUAUUUAAAUCUUACAAAAAAAAUACUAGCAAUUCUCUUUGGCGAGGGAUGGUAGGCUUGAUUUCCUUCCCAUGGCUUUCAAUGGUGACAUUUUACAGGCAUAAGUAACUCUGUCUUAGCAGUCACUCACAAUAGCCUCCCCAUUCCCCCCCUCCCCCCCCCUUCCAUCCUGGAAAGGAACGACAACUACUCUAAGUAAAUUACAUAAGUAUCACUGUUUUCUUUUCUAAGAGAGGGACUGGUGAAACAUAAUCCCAACACGAUACGAAAAGUGAUCGCUCCUUUCGUCUUGACAUUUAAACAUGGCGCCAAGGGUGUAGAGGAGAAAUUAAAAAGUAUGGUAAAGAAGACGGAAAGACUUGAUGACAUGCCUGUUUACAAGAGUUCGCUUCAGAUAUCAGGUAAGUGAAGGAUGAGCGUCAUUCAUAUAAAACACAGUUUGAAUUUCUGGAGUUUCUUUUCUCGGGUAGAGAAGUAUUAAAAAUUUUGACUAACAGGUUUAACAUCUGUUCAAUAAUAAAGCGUUUUUUGGCCGGCGUUUAUGUUACGUUUCUUGCACUGAACAGGAGUGAGUGGUUAGAUAAGAACUCCCACAGGACUGAAUUUGAACAUCAUGCUCGCCUCAUGGAGAAAAAAAAUAAGAAAAAAAAAUACUUGAUGUUUAAUAGAUUUUCUUUCUCGGCGGAUAUCCUGCAUUCGACGUUGUGUCCAUUGUGCCAUUUUAUGUCGACCACAGAUAAAAGUGAGAAGAAACGAAUGAAAAAAAAAAAAAAAAUCUUGAAGAAGAGUGGGUCUAAAGAAAUCUAAAUCUAAGUCGCCUUACCCUUGGGAUAGUAUUGAACUUACGCGAAACAGGACGGGAAAGGAAGGAAGAGAGAAGAAAAAAAGCCUUUAGUGACAAUAAUUAAGUUAAUUUGAGGAAAUUUUCCGCCAGUCUUUACCUUAAAAGGCAUUUUUAUGAAAAACCACAACACAGUAAUGUUAAGGAAGAUCGCGAAGAAGCACAUGUAACUGCCCUAUCACGUUUGUUACACACAACGGUAUUGCCACCUCUUCUUCCUGCCUUCCUGUUGAGUAAGCUCACUAAAAAUAGUGGGGUCGGUGCGAGGAGAUUAGAGUGUGCAUGAAAGUAGAUCCUAAAGAGCCUUAGGAAGCAAAGCAUAAGUCAAGUGUAAACGCAAACGCAACGAAAACCCGGGAAAUGCUGGCAAAACAUCGAAGACUUUUUCAGUGCUGUAUGAUCACCUGUGAUUAAAAGACUGACUUAACGCAUACGUCAGUUUAGAUUGAAAAUCCGUAUUUGCUAUGCAGAGUAUAACCAUUCAACGGCUCCACCAGGAAGAAAAGAAACUGCCCAAGACCCCGUCAACAAUAAACGGAAAAACGAAGAAGAAAAGAGAGAUGCAGUAAAUAUUCCAAGUAUGUUUUGAACCACUAGCGUAAUCAAAGUAAUUUUUUUGUAUUACUGCCCUAUUUUACAUGUAAACGGGUGCUGUAAAUUAAAAGGGAAUACCUAGCUAGAAAAGGGACUCGUUAAAUGCAAAUGAGCAAUUCAGUAAUGCAUUGAAUCAAACGUCACUUCAAUUACGAGACUGCUCGCGAUCAAUUACACUUAAAAAGAGCGGGCGAACACCAGUGAGGGUGUGUUAAACUGGGGAACACAGGUGCAUAAACAGCCUCAAUGCGAUUUAGAGAUAUAUAGUAGGUAGUAAACAGUGCACGGCAAAAAAAGUGCGUGAGAUAAAGCCUGCGAAAACAGUCAUAUAUGUUCUCAUUCGCUUUCAAAUUUAUACGAAGGUCAGAGAAAUCAGGUCAUAUCCACCGUCUGAAAAAUGAUCACACAAUAAAUCAUUAGAGCGAACAUGCGUGCGAUGGCUGCGUGCUGUUACAUAUCAACAAGCCAGGAAAAAAAAAAUUAGUAAUCUCAUCGUCGGUCUAACUCACACCCUUGUUUUUUUUUUUUUUUUUUUUUUUUUUUCAGACGGUGGCGUUGAUCCUUUUCUUAAGAAGAUCUUUAAUCAGAUUUCUACCUAA